This is a messenger RNA of Suillus fuscotomentosus, 1062 nucleotides long. RefSeq lists its product as uncharacterized. The coding region runs from base 1 to 1062 and encodes 353 amino acids. Lineage: Eukaryota; Fungi; Basidiomycota; Agaricomycetes; Boletales; Suillaceae. The transcript has 6 exons. The record is from RefSeq and is a predicted model, not a curated record.
AUGAAGCUCACUUUAUCUUUCGUUUGUGUUGCCAUGGCUUUGCUGCAGAUGACGGCGGCAUCUCCGGUCGUCAAAGAUGUCGAGAAACGCGCGCAAAACGCAUUCACAGAUCUUGUUGCUAAGGACCCCUCUGAUGUCGAGGAACGCGCGCAAAAGAAGUUCGCGUAUCUUGUUGCUGAGGACCCCUCUGAUGUCGAGAAACGCGCGCAAAAGGCAUUCGCAGACAUUGUUGCGGAGGAAUCCCGUGAUGCUGAGCCCGCCAAGUACGGUCCCUCCAAGGAGGAAUCCCGUGAGGUUGAGCCCGCCAAGAACGGUCCCCCCAAGAAGGAAUCCCGUGAUGCUGAGCCCGCCAAGUACGGUCCCCCCAAGAAGGAAUCCCGUGAGGUUGAGCCCGCCAAGAAUGGUCCCCCCAAGAAGGAAUCCCGUGAUGCUGAGCCCGCCAAGUACGGUCCCCCAAGAAGGAAUCCCGAAUCCCGUGAUGCUGAGCCCGCCAAGUACGGUCCCCCCAAGAAGGAAUCCCGUGAGGUUGAGCCCGCCAAGAACAGUCCCCCCAAGGAGGAAUCCCGUGAGGUUGAGCCCGCCAAGAACGGUCCUCCCAAGAAGGAAUCUCGUGAGGUUCAGCCCGCCAAGAACGGUCCCCCCAAGGAGGAAUCCCGUGAGGUUCAGCCCGCCAAGAAUGGUCCUCCCAAGAAGGAAUCUCGUGAGGUUGAGCCCGCCAAGAACGGUCCCCCCAAGGAGGAAUCCCGUGAGGUUCAGCCCGCCAAGAACGGUCCUCCCAAGAAGGAAUCCCGUGAGGUUGAGCCCGCCAAGAACGGGCCCCCCAAGGAGGAAUCCCGUGAGGUUCAGCCCGCCAAGAAUGGUCCUCCCAAGAAGGAAUCCCGUGAGGUUGAGCCUGCCAAGAACGGGCCCCCCAAGGAGGAAUCCCGUGAGGUUCAGCCCGCCAAGAACGGUCCCCCCAAGGAGGAAUCCCGUGAGGUUCAGCCCGCCAAGAACGGUCCCCCCAAGGAGGAAUCCCGUGAGGUUCAGCCUGCCAAGAACGGGCCCCCCAAGGAGGCUCUCUAA